Messenger RNA from Dendronephthya gigantea, 867 nucleotides. RefSeq lists its product as uncharacterized. The coding region runs from base 65 to 730 and encodes 221 amino acids. The record is from RefSeq and is a predicted model, not a curated record. The transcript has a single exon. Lineage: Eukaryota; Metazoa; Cnidaria; Anthozoa; Malacalcyonacea; Nephtheidae.
UUCAUAUAUUCACAUUUGUAAGACAAAAAGGUCGAUCAACGGCAAUCAUUAGUCGCAAUCAAAUAUGUCCCUUGCCACCAGUUUUCUACCAAAACCCCAAGCGCUGGGAAGCAGGACUUUUAACUUUGGUACUCCCAGAGAGAGUACGUCAACUGAUAGUCCAAUGGCAGUGCAAUUUUCAAUAAAAGAACACGAAGAUCAUGAAUUGCCGGUAAUUGGUACGCACAUCCACAGCCAUAUUUUACCCGGCUUCAGAUAUCGCGUUCGCUUCGGUGGUACAACUGAUUAUCUGUUCGGCGGAAAGGCGUUGAAACUUGAAUCGAUCGGCAAAGGAUACGGUAAAAGAAUCACAUUUGAAAGUGAUGAUAUUCUUGAAAAUGAUAACUUCUUUUGGUCGGAUAGUCACGAAGCUGGUUUUGUGUUUUCGCCCGAAAUUUUAUCAGGCACCGAAGCCUUUCAAGUCAUGGAUACUAAGGGAAAGACUAUGGGAAGAUUUUCCGUGAACAGUGUGAACAAACAACAGCAAAUUACAGGUGUUACCAUGGAGAAAAACAUGGUCACUAUUCACGCAAAGAUCAGUCUUUGUGGAAACAUGCGACUGUUUUCUCAAAUGAAAGACGUUCCUUUGGCGGGAGAUGUAAUUGUGAAAGUCAACCGUUUUUCAUGUACCAUGGAGUUUUUGGAGACAAAUAACGACACGUUUGAAUGUGUCUUCAUAAAAAUGAUGUAGAAUUUGGUCUAAAUACUAAUUUCAAGUUAGCCUAUAUAGACAGUAUGCAUAAGAUUUUAGUGAUCGUAUAGGCAUUACAAACAGACAGAAGUAAUUAAAUUUUAAUACUGUGCGAAAUUGUUGAAAAAUAAAGAAAC